AUGAGCGCUCCCGUGGUGAACCUCAACUUCCUGCGCGCUGGCAGCCGCGGUGCCUCCGUAAACUACGGCGGCGCUAUGCCCAACAUGCACAUGGCGGCCAUGGACGACCUGACCCCAAGCGCUCCCGACGCACUGGCCGCUGGUUUCAUGCUACCGCCCGUGGCCGACCCGGCCGCUUACUCUCGCGAACACUUCAAG
Phytophthora nicotianae INRA-310 is the source of this 198-nucleotide messenger RNA. RefSeq lists its product as hypothetical. The annotation marks the transcript as partial. The record is from RefSeq and is a predicted model, not a curated record. The transcript has a single exon. Lineage: Eukaryota; Oomycota; Peronosporomycetes; Peronosporales; Peronosporaceae.